This is a messenger RNA of Brachypodium distachyon (stiff brome), 1435 nucleotides long. Its product is annotated as protein DOG1-like 4. Gene Ontology annotation, molecular function: sequence-specific DNA binding. The coding region runs from base 240 to 1007 and encodes 255 amino acids. Gene Ontology annotation, biological process: DNA-templated transcription. The record is from RefSeq and is a predicted model, not a curated record. The transcript has a single exon. Lineage: Eukaryota; Viridiplantae; Streptophyta; Magnoliopsida; Poales; Poaceae.
UCUCUAGAAUAUGCCCGCACAGUGCAGAGGCAGCAGGAGGCCUGAGGGCUGUGGUCUGUGGUCUGUGGACUGACUAUAUCUGUCUGUCCGUCGUCUGAUGACGCAACAACAUCGUCUCCUUCCUCGCCACCGCUUAAGCAGCUCCGUGUCGAUCUUCCCCAGCCCAGCCCGUGCUCGAUUACCUACGCGCCUAAGCAAAAGCCCUGAUCCCUUACACACCAAGGAAACGGGCUCAAUUUAUGCCGACCUCCUUGCAGCGAGAUGCCGCCGCAGCCGCAGCCGUGUCCAAAGAACGCCGCGCAGUUCGGCAGCCAGCACGCAUAAUGGCGCACGUCGCUGACAUGGCGGCCUUCUACGACGCCUGGGUGGGCCGUGAGGAGGAGAUCGUCGCCGACCUGACGGCCGCGCUCUCGCUCUCGCUCUCGGCGCGCCGGCGCGAGGCGCUGGCGCCGCUCGUGGACGCCGCCAUGGACCACGUGGCCACCUACUACGAGCACAAGGCCCGCCUCGCCGACCGCGACGUCGUGGCGGCGCUCGACCCGCGCUGGCUCAACCCGCUGGAGCGCACCUUCCUCUGGGCCUGGGGCUGGAAGCCCGCGCUCGUCUUCCGCUUCGUGGACGAGGCUGCCGUGGGCUCGGCCCAGCAGCGGCGUGGGCUGGAGGACCUGCGGGCGUCCACGGCGGCGGCGGAGCGCGAGGUGGAGCGGGAGGUGGCGGCCAUGCAGGAGUCCCUGGCGGGGCCUCGGGUGCUGGCGGCGCUGCGGCGGCAGCUUCACAGCCCGCGGAACGGCGAGGCGGACGAGGCCGUGGCGGCGGUCGGCCGGUCGCUCCGCGUGCUGCUGGCGGCCGGGGACGCGCUCCGCGAGCGGACGGUGCGCGGCGUCGUCGGGCUGCUGGGGCCCGAGCAGGCGGGCGCGUUCGUCGCGGCCUUGCUCAGGUUCCACCUCGGCGUCCGCCGCGCCGGCCGCGGCUGGUCCUCCGGCCAAGGCGGCCAGCGAGGCCUCUAGCCAGUGAAAAUUGUAUCCCGUGCGGCAACGGUGUUGCGUCUAAUUACUCGCGUGGGGAAUUAUGCCCCGCACGUCAUUGUCCGUGUCAGUCCAGCGGUCGUAAUAAAAGGGUGUCGCGCCCGAGUCCUGUUGUUUUCUCGUAUCAGUCACUGUGUGUCAGCGUCCCGCGCUUGUUCUUGUGGUACGGUCAUGUGUUUGUUUUCUGUUCGUGUUCCGCAUGUCGAAUUGCUUACCGUGUCAACCUGUCAAAUGGUCGCCGUCGGGCUUGGCUCACUAGUCGAGCGUCUCAGGAGACGAGAAUCAUGCGUGACAGCCUGGUAAAUUUACCAUUUCGAAAUACGAAUUAGUCGUACAGCAUCUGGCCUAUCAUUGGUGCAGAAUGUUGAGAGUGGAGAUUAUGUUAAGGUUCUAGUCAAUAUUGUCUUGAA